AUGUCCGCAGACUUAGUCUUUGGCCCGCCAGGGGACGAAUGGCGCUAUGAGAAAUCGACACGAACCUAUGAUCUCACCCGGGGCCGGUCCCCGGCUUUAACCCUCGGCACGACCCAGGGCCCCACGGAGACCUUCAUAUCCGUAGCCCCCCACAGCACAGCACUCGUGAUAGUCGACAUGCAGAAUUACUUUCUGCAUCCGAGUUGUCGAGACCAUCCCGCCGGGCUGGCCGCGGUGGAGAAGACCAAGAACGUCGUCGAGAAAUGCCGCGAAUUAGGCGUCCAGGUAAUCUGGCUAAAUUGGGGUCUGACCAACGAAGAUCUCGUUGAGAUGCCCGCCAGCGUCCAGCGCGGAUUUUCAAGAUCACUCAUACAUGGCGCCGUAGCAAACGACAAGAUCGUCCGCCUCGGCCUGGGCGCAGAGCUAGGUAACGGUAUGGGCCGCUGUCUCGUCAAGGGCAGCUGGAAUGCCGACAUAUACGAGCCGUUGAAGCAACUUGCCCGUACCGGGGACGUGCACUGCGACAAGAAUAGGAUGUCCGGCAUGUGGAGCCCGGGGCAGUCCCUGCGGGAGCACCUGGAACGAGAGCCCGGAAUCGGAGAGGGGAAGAAGCGGACGCUGCUCUUCGCCGGGGUGAACACGGACCAAUGCGUCCUGAGUACUCUCACCGAUGCGUAUAAUGGCGGGUGGGAUUGCGUGAUGCUGGAAGACUGCUGUGCGACAACGACGCCAGGGGCGCCUGGUGUCUGCCUUUACAACAUCGCUGGCUCGUAUGGAUUUGUCACAGACAGCGAGGCCUUCAUCGCGGGUACGAGUUAG
This is a messenger RNA of Colletotrichum truncatum, 819 nucleotides long. RefSeq names its product isochorismatase hydrolase. Lineage: Eukaryota; Fungi; Ascomycota; Sordariomycetes; Glomerellales; Glomerellaceae. The record is from RefSeq and is a predicted model, not a curated record.